CUUCCUAUUGGGACUGAAAACCAAGUGAGGAGAUGAAGGAUUGCACCAUACUACACCAGAGAAUACAGGGCGGAUAGACGCCACAGAUAGAUCCUGACCAUCAUCCAAGGAACAACUGCACAACUGUGGGAAGACAUCCAGUCCCUUCACAGCAUUGCUUAAUGCAGAGAAGGUUGGACAGGGAAAUCAUCAUCUGGAAAUCGGUCAAGUUAGGGGAACUUUGACAUAUAAUCAGAUCUGAUACUGGUCAGUGGUGUGGAGCCUUCCAUCAGAACCAACCUUUCUGAAUGUUCGGCUGUGGGUGAUCGGUCAGGGUGAGGCUGGGAAGAAGUGUCAGUGGCUCCAAGUGUUGUGAGAGGCUUUUCACGUGUUAGAUGUGUGAGGCUCAUAAGAUUCAAGUUGCUUCAUGGAGGUUGAACAAUUCAUAUGUGAGGUGUGCGGCCAGGCUUUCAAACACAAAUCAACACUCAUGACUCACAGAUACAAUCACUUUGGGCAGAAGCCGUUUAAGUGUAAGGUGUGUGAUCAGAGUUUUGUACAAUUAUCAGGUCUGGUGAACCACCAGCGUAUUCACAAAGAAGACAGACCAUUCACAUGCAAGGUGUGUGACAAAUCCUUCUCACGGAAAUCGAGAUUGUUGCUGCAUCAGAGGAUUCACACUGGGGAGAAACCACAUACCUGUAAGGUGUGCGCCCAAUCAUUCACGGAACCUUCAAAUCUCCGCUCACACCAACGUGUUCAUACGGGAGAGAAGCCAUUCAAAUGUGAGGUGUGCAACAAAUUAUUCUCACAGUCAUCGACACUCCUGCUCCAUCGCAGGAUUCAUACCGGAGAGAAACCAUUCACAUGUGAGAUAUGCAACAAAUCAUUUUCAGACCCUUCAAACCUCCGUGCCCACCAACGCAUUCACACUGGAGAGAAGCCCUUCAAAUGUGAAGUGUGUAACCAGGGAUUUGCACAGUCAUCAGGCCUGGUGAAACAUCGCCGCAUUCACACUGGAGAAAAACCAUUCACAUGUGAGGUGUGUCACAAAUCAUUCUCACAGUCAUCGACCUUCCUUGAACACCAAUAUAUUCACACUGGGGAGAAACCAUUCACAUGCAAAGUUUGUAUGAAAUCAUUCACAUCAUCAUCCACUCUCCGUGUACACCAACGCAUUCACACAGGGGAGAAGCCGUUCACAUGUGAGGUGUGUGACAAAUCAUUCACAGACUCAUCGACCCUCCGCAAACACCAACGUAUCCACACAGGGGAGAAACCAUUCCCAUGCCAGGUGUGUGAGAAAUCAUUCUCAUCGUCAUCGACCCUCCAGGCACAUAAACAUGUUCACACUGGGGAGAAACCAUUCAUGUGCAAAGUGUGUGAAAAAUCAUUCUCACAGUCAUCGAACCUCCGUACUCACCAACGUAUUCACACAGGGGAGAAACCUUUCAGAUGUGAGAUGUGUGAUGAAUCAUUCUCGAGGUCAUCCGUCCUUCUGGUACAUCAGAGGAUUCACACAGGGGAGAGACCAUUUACAUGUGAAGUUUGUAACAAAUCAUUUCUGACAUCGUCGGACCUCCUUCUCCAUCAGAGGAUUCACACAGGGGAGAAACCAUUCACAUGUCAAGUGUGCAAUAAGUCUUUCUCAAGGUCAUCAAACCUCUUGCUUCAUCAGAGAAUUCACACAGGGGAGAAACCAUUCACAUGUGAGGUAUGUGGCAAAUCGUUCUCAAGGUCAUCAAUCCUCCUGGUCCAUCAGAGGAUUCAUACGGGGGAGAAACCAUUCAACUGUGAGGUGUGUGAUAAAUCAUUCACACAGUCAUCUACCCUCCUUGUGCAUCAACACAUUCACACAGGUGAGAAACCAUUCAUAUGUGAGGUGUGUGAAAAAUCAUUCUCAUCAUCAUCAGAUUUAUGCAAACACCAACGCGUUCACACAGGAGAGAAACCAUUUAAGUGUGAAAUGUGUGAGAAGUCUUUCCCAGAUUCAUCAAACCUCCGCAGACAUCAACGCAUUCACACCGGCAACUACAUGGAAAAGAAACCAUUCACAUGUGAGGUGUGUGACAAAUCUUUCUCAGACUCAUCAAACCUCUGCACACACCAGCGCAUUCACACUGGGGAAAAACCAUUCCAGUGUGAGGUGUGCAGCAAAUCAUUCUCAGUGUUUUCAAACCUCCUGAGACACCAAUGUAUUCACACAGGGGAGAAACCUUUCAGAUGUAAGGAGUGUAACAAAUCAUUCUCACAGUCAGAGAGCCUUCUCAGACACCACCGCGUUCACACAGGGGAGAAACAUUUCACAUGCGAAGUGUGUGACAAGUCAUUCUCACAGUUAGUCAGCCUCCACACACACCAACAUAUUCACACAGGGGAGAAACCAUUUCAGUGUGAGGUGUGUGACAAAUCAUUCUCAAGGUCAUCAGAACUCUUGCUCCAUCAGAAGAUCCAUACGGGGGAGAAACCAUUCACGUGUGAAGUGUGCAAGAAAUCAUUCUCAAGAUUUUCAGUCCUCCGUGUCCAUCAGAGGAGUCACUCAGGUGAGAAACUGUUCAAGUGCAAGACUUGUGAUAAAGCAUUCUUCCAGUCAUCUACCCUCCUCGUGCACGAACACAUUCACACAGGGGAGAAACCAUUUACGUGUGAAGUGUGUGAGAAAUCAUUUCAAAAUUCAUCAAAUCUCCAUGUAUAUCGACGCAUUCACACAGGGGAGAAACCAUUCACGUGUGAGGUGUGUGACAAAUCAUUCCCAGAUUCCUCAAAUCUUCGCAAACAUGAACGCAUUCACACAGGGGAGAAACCAUUCAGGUGUGAGAUAUGUGACAAAGCUUUCACACAGUCCGUGCAUUUGCUGGUCCAUCAACGCAAUCAUGCAGUGGAAAAACCAUAAAGGUGUUGAGUUCGAAACACAUGUUUCACACAAUUUUUUGGAACUUCUGGAACAUCAACAAACGAACGUGAGGUCUACCCAGCCAAGUUCUUGCC
Molecule: messenger RNA, 2967 nt
Organism: Rhincodon typus (whale shark)
Lineage: Eukaryota; Metazoa; Chordata; Chondrichthyes; Orectolobiformes; Rhincodontidae
Product: zinc finger protein 850-like
Exons: 3
Coding region: 407-2872 (821 amino acids)
Biological process (GO): regulation of transcription by RNA polymerase II
Molecular function (GO): RNA polymerase II cis-regulatory region sequence-specific DNA binding; DNA-binding transcription factor activity, RNA polymerase II-specific
Source: RefSeq, a predicted model, not a curated record